Molecule: messenger RNA, 2327 nt
Organism: Bombus huntii
Lineage: Eukaryota; Metazoa; Arthropoda; Insecta; Hymenoptera; Apidae
Product: apolipoprotein D-like
Exons: 4
Coding region: 1057-1626 (189 amino acids)
Biological process (GO): brain development; lipid transport; tissue regeneration
Molecular function (GO): lipid binding
Source: RefSeq, a predicted model, not a curated record
UUUCUAUUCUUUCUUUCUCAUUGAAUGGUUCGUUGCGAAAGAAAAUACGAUUGUUAUAGUUAAAACAAGUUACGAUUUUUAUUUAGAAAUAACGCAAAUUCAUAACCUACUUCUAAAUGAAACAAAUUCAUUUUUAGAGCUGCAAAUAUAACGUUGUAUAGAAUUCGAAAUUAAUUGCUUUUUAUUUUCUCUAGAGAGAUAUAUAAAUAAUGAAAGAUGUUUGUACGUAUUUGCAAUGCUAACGUUACUGCCAUUACCACAGUUCGAACAUUAAAAGUUAACUGUUCUUUCGAAACGCGAUUCCGGUAUACGUGGUAUCUUGUCUGCAGAAAGUAUUUGCAACUGUUGUAUAUGCAAAAGGCGCACAUUGCAUACUGAUAUAUGAUGUACAAUUGUACGUAAAAGACGCGUGAAGGGAAGAUGCCAAUUCAUGAGGGUAAAGAAUAUACAGCUUCCUUAAUAGAUCCAAAGAAACGUGGGUUGUUUUAUUUGAUUUAAAGGUAUUUUAUUUUUAUAGACUUAGAAAUAUCAUUGAACGUUAUGUGUACCGUUUGUUGAUAAUUUUUUGCUAUUCACUGAGUAGUUUCAUGAUUGCAUUAGCGAAAAAAUCAUCUUUCUUGUUCACGUAAAAAUAUUUUAUACAAAUAUUUACAAUCGAAUAGUAAAAAAUGGAGCAAAUUCUUGAUGAAUGUCGAGUAUCUUUUAUCCGUGUACUGUGCGUCCGUUAGUUUCGUCUUAUUGUUAGCAGUAGGAAGAUUGUACGCAAACUCGUGUAAUCUGUUAACUGGAUUCCUUAAUCAAAAACUUCUAUAAUUACGAAAUUCGCGAUUAACGAAGGCAAAUCAAGUUGUGUUAAUUUUAAUUCUUGCAAACGUUGAUACAACGCGACUUAUUUUCGAGAAAAAUAAUACAGCACGUAAAAAAAUAAAGAAUCUCUAUAAAAUAAAAAAUUAUUAUGUUUAAGAAAGUGACAGUUCAAACGACGAAUUAACUCGUCUUCUCGCCUCUAAUAUUGAAAAUUGAACUAAUUCGAUAAUUCUGGUUACAGAAGAGACGAUGCUGCGAAUAUAUUUACUUUUAAUUAUUGCAAGUGCUGCAAUAGCACAAGUACCAUUUUUGGGCUCGUGUCCUACCGUGGAAACCAUACAGAAUUUCGAUAUGGAAAGGUACUUGGGCAAAUGGUACGAGAUCGAGAAGUACUUUGCAUUCUUCGAGUUUGGUGGAAAAUGCGUAACUGCUACUUACAAUAUAACAGACGAUAGUAACUCGAUCAACAUUUUGAAUAAGCAGAUAUCCGCUUUGACUGGAGUUUCUUCGAGUAUCGAAGGAGUUGGAAAACCUGUUCUUAAAGUGGAAGACGCAAAAUUAACUGUUUCGUUCCCAAGUAUGCCUCUUCCAUUAGAUGCACCUUAUUGGAUUCUCGAUACCGAUUAUACAACCUACUCUGUUGUAUGGAGUUGUUCAAAUUUCGGCGUGUUCAGUACAAGGAAUGUUUGGAUCAUGGCAAGAGAACCAAAGCCAUUGGUUUCUGUUUUAGAGAAAGCUUAUCAAAUAUUGGAUAAAAAUAAUAUUAGUAGAGCAUAUUUUAUUCGAACUGAUCAGAAAAACUGUCCUAUAGGAAACUAAAAAAUAUUGUACUAAAUAUCAAAACACAUUUGUUUAAAUAACAUAGUUUUAUUUCAUUGCAGAAUAAGUUGUGACGUUCCUUCGAAAUAAAUAGGUUUCGAAGAGUACCAAUUAUAAAUUAUGAUAAUUAUAAAUUAUGACUGUGUGUGCUCAAUUUAAUCCGUGAUAAUUUAGUUAUUGAUCUUUAGCUGUUGCGUUUGUGUCGAGUAGCGCGAUAUGAUAUACGUACAUGACUCACAUUAUCGAACGUCGAUAAAGAAAAUUGGUAAUUGAAUACUUUUAAUUUUAAUAUACUCUUCUUUCUACAGUCGAAUAGUUUUUAUUAUUUUUGAUCUCUUAUUAUUAUGAUUUAAUUUUGCUGUAAAAUUCACGAUACCGAAACUGUCGAACAAUUUUAAAUCCGCAGCUAUCCGUUUAGAUAAUUAAAACGUGCUAAAAUUUCUAUCCAUAUUAAAAAUUAAAGAACAUUAUUUAUUUAAUAUUGUUGUAUUUUAGAAUAAUGCAUUGUUAUAUUUAUUGUAUUUAUUUAUCUAUUUAUGUUAUAUUAAACGUAAUGGCGUAAAAUAUGAUAAACUAAGAAAUGUACUAAAGUGUAUGAUAAUAAAGCACUUUCAUAUAUAAUAGAACUUGUUUUAUAACCGUAAAUAUUAUACAAUUACUCAAAGCAUUGACACAUAGAAUAUCAUCAGAACUAUAAAGUA